AUGCUAUCGUCAUCACCCAUCGGCGCAAAGUCGAUCGUCUUCCUACUUGGUUUACUGUAUCUACACGUCCACAGCUCCAACGCCGUCAUUUCCACAUCGGCGGGCUUUCCUCAAGACGUCUUCGCUAAGCCGGCUUUUCAGAUUAGUUUCGGUCACAUUGGUGAUACCGCUUCUGCACUGCCCAUCAGACACAGCGAUGCAAUCAAGAUCUUGGAGCAGCAGGAGUCCUCUUCUUCUUUGUUGCCAUCGUCGUCGUCGCCGAGCUCAUCGCAGGUGAAGCCUCCGCAGUCGACCGACAUCUCGUCUCUAGCUGUAGCAGAUCGAACCAGUCCUCGAGCUACUGGCUCGAAUGACGAUGCUCCCAGGACGCUCUUCUGGUCGCUGCAGAGGAGCUCGCCGGACCAAUUUCAACUGUGCUCGGUCCCGGACUUUACCUCUACACCAGCUGCUCGACAUGCUUCGAGCCAGCGCGCAUCGUCCAUUGCUACCUCGUUGCGGUCACGACAGGAAUUGAUCAGGUCUGCGCAGGCGCUGCUCAAUCCACUGAAGAAGGUAUGUCUCUACCACACCACCGAUUGGUUUACCUACAGCUUCUGCCAUGGUCGCGAAAUUCGUCAAUUUCGGCGAUUGGGUCCGCAGACGGCUGCACACAAGGCGUUCAAAGCCGCAGGCGGAGGCGAGGCGGGUAAAAAGGCAGCUAUCGAAGCAGCAGAAAAGCUGAAUCGGCUGCAGCAUCCGGUCGAUGACCCUGAUUAUCCUGCCUACAUCUUGGGUCGAUGGACUCGCCAGAACGAAGUCAUUGUCGGUGACGAUCAAAGCCGUCCAUCACGCCAGCAGCAGCCUCUCGACACCGACACCGCUCAAGACGAUGCAACAACGGGCGUGGCAGUAUCCUCGAAUCGUGGUAUGCCGUCAGUCAUCAACUCAGCUGGCCUGGACUUGGUGGAAGAGGUCCAAUUUGGCGACUGGGACGAGGAAGAGCUAUUUGCCGCCGAAACAAAGGCGUUGGCACAUUUCAAAGAUUCAUCCAACAACCAUGCUAUCGAAGCAACACGCACUUCUGCUAGCGCAAGUGGACACGAGUCGCAACGGCAUCGUUUUCUGACGCAGCGGUGGACGAAUGGUACCAUGUGCGACAUAAACCGCCAACCGCGAAGCGUCGAGGUGCAGUUUCACUGUUCAAACCGCAAGCCUUUGGAGGAUCGCAUCGUCAUGUUCAAAGAGACUACUAUCUGCAACUAUGUCCUCAUCAUUGAGACGCCGCGUCUCUGCGCUGAUCCAGCAUUUGGCAGUGAGAAGGAGGAGGUCCCGCUGCCCAUUCUCUGCCACCAGGUGGUGCAGGACAGCUAUUCCGGCCCGACGGCGGGGGAUCCCGAUAAAGUGGCGCGACCUCCAAUGUCGGAGGUCCAAGGCGGUGUCGCCUCGUUCGCAUCCAACAAGGCAGCCAGCGAUGCUUCGACGAACCGGAACGAGGCAACAGCCAGCAAUGCAGAGAGAGCAGAACAGCCAGCUACAACCUCGCAUACGUAUGGCGACCCAUCGCGAUUUGGCUCGGUACACGAUGACUACUACGAUGAGGCAGUUGGCGGGCCUGGAGCCAUGUAUCAGCAAUUUCAUCACGAUCAUCAUCACGAUCAUCAUCACGAUCACGAUCUUCUUCCCCACCAUGAUCACUUGUACGACUCCCAUCAACUGCUUCACGACCACGGAGACGACGACGCCGACAUUGUGGUGGAAAUUGGCCUGGACGAAGAAGGCAAAUUGGUGGUCGAACAGGUGAGCAACCAGCCUGCGGAGGCGAGCAAGGAAGUAAGACGGCGUGAGAGCGGCAAAAAGCGCAACGCAGACGAUGAGCCGGAUAUCCACAGCGAGCAGCCAAUGGAAAUUCAGCUGGACAUUGUUGAUCUUCUCUCAGCCUUGCGUGGCGACGACGUGGAGGGACUGGAAAAGAAGCUGGCGGAUAAGAUCUCAGAAAUGCUCAACAAGCAAAUGCAACAACAGCACGACACCUCUUCGCUCUCCGCUGAGCCCGAGGGCGACGAGGAAGAAGUCAGCACUGAAAGCAACACGAAAGGCAAAGCUAGCAGUGCAAGCGGGCAGAUGCCGGACGACUUGGCAAGGCUUUAUGAGCGGUUGAUGUCGGCUGUCACCAGCGAUAGUGUAGCAGCGCGGAGGAAGCAGGCCAGCAAGGCAAAGGGGCAGCAGCAACCACCAUUGUCAGCACUACGUAUGGAAAAAGUCGGUGACAGUCUGUCCGAACGUGUCAAGCGGUUUUACGACGCUAGAGAGAGGCAAGGAAGCGAUGACAAGGCCAAGAGGGAACGAGACGAUGCUCCUCAAGCACCGGCUCUGAAGGCGCAUCGUGAGCUGUGA
Mycosarcoma maydis (corn smut) is the source of this 2373-nucleotide messenger RNA. RefSeq lists its product as uncharacterized. Gene Ontology annotation, cellular component: endoplasmic reticulum lumen. Gene Ontology annotation, biological process: endoplasmic reticulum unfolded protein response; retrograde protein transport, ER to cytosol. The record is from RefSeq and is a predicted model, not a curated record. The coding region runs from base 1 to 2373 and encodes 790 amino acids. The transcript has a single exon. NCBI's taxonomy places the organism in Eukaryota, Fungi, Basidiomycota, Ustilaginomycetes, Ustilaginales.